AUGGAGAAACCACAACUACGUAUAGCGAUUGAAGGAUGCUGUCAUGGGGAAUUGAACAACAUAUUUAAAGAAGUUUCUCGUCUCCAUCAGCAAAACCCAAUAGAUCUGUUAAUAAUUCUCGGAGACUUCCAAAGUCUUAGAUCGACGGCAGACUUCUGUUCCAUUAGCAUACCACCCAAAUACCAAAAACUAGGUGAUUUCCAUAACUAUUAUAAUAAUGAUACCUGGGGACCCCCCGUCCCCACUUUAUUCAUUGGUGGGAAUCACGAAUCCAUGAGACAUUUAAUGCUAUUGCCGCAUGGUGGUUACGCCAGCAAAGAUAUAUAUUACCUGGGUUAUUCCAAUAUGAUCUGGUUUAAAGGUGUUAGAAUUGGUUCACUGAGUGGGAUUUGGAAGCAAUGGGACCUGGAAAGGUCCAGAACUGAAUGGAGUCAAUUGGAAAGAAAUCGAUCAUGGCAAAAAAAUGUCAGAUCGUUGUAUCAUGUGAGGAAAAGUGAUGUAAUCCCACUAUUCAUGGUUAGGGAAGAUGUAGAUUUAAUGCUGAGUCAUGAUUGGCCUAAUGGAGUCGUGUAUUAUGGUAAUAUGCAGCAAUUGUUGAAAUAUAAGCCGUUUUUCAAACAGGACAUUGAUAAGAGAGAACUAGGUAGCCCAAUUAGUUGGCAAUUGUUAAGAGAAUUGAAACCAAAAUGGUGGUUAAGUGCUCAUUUGCAUGUAAAAUUUGAAGCACUUAUUAAGCAUACAAAGAGGACGUUGAAUUUGUCAGAUGAUGCAGAUGUAAGGAAAAAUAAUGAUGAGAUUGCCUUGAAUUUGUCGUCAGAUAGCGAAGAAGAUGUACCAAGUACAUUUCAACCAGAGAAUAAAGAUGAAAUAGUAUUAGAUUUAUCUAGUGAGGAAGACACGAAACAAGUACAAAAGCCAAAGAAGAAAAAGAAGAUCAAUGCUGCGAAAGAGACUAAAUUCUUAUCUCUAGAUAAGUGUUUGCCCAGGAGGAAGUAUCUUGAAGUGAUAAAUGUUGAAGCAGAUACUUCGCACCCAUCAUGGCAGAAUGCCCAAAUGUAUUGGGACCCUGAAUUUGUCCAUAAUUUACAAUAUAUGGAGAAAAAUAAGGGCAUUAUGAAAGAUACCCCACUGGAACAAAUGAAUUGGAAUCAUAUAAUAAGAGAAUCUGGAUUUUAUGACAGAGAUAUUGAUUGGUCACUGUAUACAGUACCUAACUAUACACCUGGGAUCCAAAGAAGGGAAAAUGAACAGACAAAGCUAUUCAUAGAUAGAUUUCUUACUUAA
Molecule: messenger RNA, 1284 nt
Organism: Naumovozyma castellii
Lineage: Eukaryota; Fungi; Ascomycota; Saccharomycetes; Saccharomycetales; Saccharomycetaceae
Gene: DBR1
Product: RNA lariat debranching enzyme
Exons: 1
Coding region: 1-1284 (427 amino acids)
Source: RefSeq, a predicted model, not a curated record